UAAGCAGAUCGACGAUCAUCUCAACAAAAUCGAGUCACAAGUAAAAGAUUUGACUACUGGAGUUUUGGAAGUCCAAACACGAGUGGAAGAUGUCGGGUUAGACGUAAAAGAUUUAGGGACAGAAAUGUCAGACGUCAGAAAAGGAUUGGAAGAUUUCACAUUAGUUGUAAAGACCACAUUGGACAGUGUCGGCUCAGAAAUGAAACAUGUGAAGACACGAGUAGAAGCGGUCCAGUUGGAUGUCAAAAACCUGCACACCCCUCUUGGAGAUAUCUUGAAAGAUGCGAAGACUGAAGUAACAGAUGUAAUAACACGAGUGGAAGAUGUAUGGUCAGAAGUGAAAGAUGUGAAGACAGGUAUCAAAGCACAAACUGCAGAAGUAGGAUCACUUGCUUCACAUAUGAUGGAACUAAAAGCGAAUGUUCCUUUCAUGAAAGACGUUUUACAAGCAGAAAAGUCAACAGGUCCACCAUUUCCUGAGUCCUGUAUCCCUUAUAAAAUCCCACACUUUGUUGGUCGCAAAGAAGAGUGCCAAAACAUUUUAGAUCAGUUGACAAAUGGAUCCACUCGACUGGUUGAUGUUUGUGGUCCACCGGGAUUUGGAAAGACCUCCGUGGCCAUUCAGGUGGCACAUGAGUUGCGAGAGAGAAAGAUUCCGGUGUACUUUAUAUCCCUUCACGGCUUAAAAACCAGGGAUGAUUUAGUCUCAAAUCUACUUGGAAUACUUGUCGAUGCCAAGCAGGCAUUUUAUGUAUCACCCUCUGACUGGCUCAUGCAAUGUUUACAGAAAUGGCAGUCACCUUUUGUCCUUAUUCUAGACAAUGCUGACGAUCUACUUGAAUCUGGAGAUACCCAAGUGAGAGAAGAUGUCCUUAGGUUUAUCGAAGAGCUCCAAGCCAAAUGUAAGCACAUAAAACUUCUCGUCACUACCCCUGAAUCCCUCGAAGAUUUAAGUCAUAAGCUCCCCAUUCAUCCGGAGAGAGUUGGUGUUCUGGAUGAAGCCUCUUCUGAUGAAUUGGUGAGGACCCUGCUAUCGAAGGUCUCUGAAAGCGACUGUAAUUGCAUAUUGAAGAAGUGUGGAUGUGUACCCCUGGCCAUGAGAUUGAUGUGUAGCAUCAUUACAGAACAAAAUGUUUCGGUUGGUGAACUUUUAGAAGAACUAAAUGAUUCGCCUCUAGUUGAAGUUUUAGAUAAUGAAAGUUUGACCAAUGAUGCGCGUCUGAAGACCAUAAUAAACACAUCUUUUCAAAGACUUACAACCCUCGAAAGACAUGCCUUUGUCGCCAUCGCGGUAUUUCCAGGUUGUUUUAGCAAGGAUGAAGCUAGAGCUGUGUUGAAUUCGAAAACUGUCGUUCAGGCAGGGAAAAUUCUUCGAUCGCUGAAACGAAAAUCUUUACUAGACUGCAGCGACGAUUUUGAGAACUUCACAAUCCAUUCUCUCCUACGAUCCUUCGUCGAGCAACGUAGAAUAGCGGAAGAUGAAAUUAAAAAACAUUUCGCCGCAGCGCAACUUCGUUUUUACGAUUAUCACAUUUCUAACUUCAGAGAGGCUAACGAAAAGUUUUUAACCGGUUCUUCAAAUGAAGCAUUUGAAGCCUUCCACAGCCAGCGGGAGAACAUCCAGCUAGCUAUUGUAAACGGAAGUAAAAAUGACGAUCUUUAUUCUAAAGUCGUCGAGGCAUUGUCGAAAGCCGAGUUAUUUGUCUAUGCUGUACUACCCUGUCAAGAGCCACUACUCGAUAUCUACUCCACCUCAAUAGAGGAAGCAAAGAAAAGACAACGUCGAGACGAUGAAUGCAAGUUACUUGCUGCCAAGUCCUUCAGCCUCUUGGGUGGGUUUUACUCGCGCCCUCGGAGUUGGGAUCAUUCCUUAAAAGGUGGUAAUGAAAAUGCCGAAAAUCCUCCCGCAAAGUAUUUGGUUUACCUUGGCAUUCAUCAACUGCUAUCCCGAAAUAUUGAAGACGGCAUAUCGUCCCUCAGAGCGUCUGCGGAUCGUCUUGGUAGUGACAAUGACGAAAGAAUUCUCAAAAUCCUUGCCUGUCAUGUACUUGCUGUUUGUUACAGAAAAAAGAUGGACAAGGAAAAGGCGUCUAAAUUUGAAACCUUAUGUGUCAAAGAAUGUGAAUUGUCUUCAUGUUGUCCUGCAUUUCUUGAUCUUUUUUUACCAAACAAUGACAACGAUGCAACCAGUGUCAUCGAAAAAGAUGUAUUCGUUUUCGCUGUUAUGGCCGAGCUGUUACCGUUACUUUACAAUAGACUCGAAUUUGACCAGCAGACGGUAACUGAACUGUCCUUUAUGACCCGUCACUUCAAAAGAUUUCAGAAUGUCAUACUUAAGUUAUUUGAUGAAGGAAUUCUCUGUACCAGGGUGCUUGAGGCUUGCUGCAAUGCAUUAUUUAAUUUAAAGUGUUACAGGGAAGCUGCUGAAGGCUUUCAAAGGAUAACAGACAAACUAGAAGCCCUCGAAAGCAGGAGCAAAAGUGCAAGUGAAACUUACUUUGUCCAUGGCUCAGCGCUCGAACAACUGAAGAACUUCAAGGAGGCUUUCCACUAUUACGAGAAAUCGGUAGCCAUCAAAAUGGAACUUUUGAAUCGACCUGAAGGAACACACGACAUCGAAGAAAUUGAUGAUUUUGUUUCGACACUCUUGAGUUGUCUCAAAACCCAAUAUCUUUGCAACGCUACCGCUGUUGGUCAUCCUGACAGUCUCAAAGCCACCUUUGAAGAGCUGAAAACUGUUGUACAGUCUGAGUCACUGAAUGUUUCCAGUAAAAAUCACGAUGAGAUUUCUAAUCGUUGCAAGAUGUUCGCAGACUGUCAGUUUUGGAUGAAGGACUUCGCUGGGGCACUCGAGUCAUAUCAGCAGGCGAUAGCCAUAACAGAAGAGCAUGACAGUGAUCAAGUCAAAUUAGCAGCGUGUCUUUUUAGUAAAGGAACUACGCAUUUCGAAAUGGAAAACUACACUGAAGCUAUCAAAGCAUGUCAAAGUGCUUUGAAUUUGGGAAUUUUGGACGGCCAAGAUACAGCUAAUAUCUACCAUAAACUUGGAUUGAGUUACUGUGCGCUUAAUGACUUUAGCAAAUCUCUAGAAGGACAUCAACAAGCCUUAAAGCUCAUGAAGACACAUUUAGGUGACCACGAUCUGACAGCUUCGAGUCUCAAGGAAAUUGGAGUUGUGUACUUCAGAAUGGGACGUUAUGAUGCUGCUGAAGAGAAACUUCAAAAUGCUGCCGACCUUAUGACAGAAAUAUCCAAAACAGAACAUGAAGAAACCGCCAAUGCGCUGUUUUACCUCGGCGAAGUAUAUUUGGCACUGGGAAAGCACAAGGAAGCUUGUGACUCUGGUAAAGAGGCUCUGAAAAUUAGACUGAGAUUACUGGGUGAGCACAUAGAUACAGCUGUAAGCUUUCACUCUUUGGGAUCUAUCUAUUUCGAGAUGAAUGAUGUCAGAAGAGCUGUUUCGUGCUUUCAGAGAGCAUCGGAGCUCAAACAAAAGCUUCUUGGAGAACAUUUAGAGACAGCACGGAGCCAUCACUGCCUUGGUGAGGCGCAGAUGCUCCAGGGUAAUACUGUGGAUGCUAUAGGUUCCCUGCGCACUGCCUUGAGUAUCAGAGAGAAGAAUUUCGGAUCCCAUUCUGACACGGCUGCGACUUUAGAACUGCUAGGGCGCGCUUUUAGAGCCGAGGGACAAUCUGAUUCAGCUUGCUUUUGUACCAGACGCGCACUUGAAAUGAAGAGGCAGCGACAAGCAGAGCAGAAAAGUCACACGAAUGAUAAUUGCACUAUCAUGUAAAAGUAUUCUCUGGAGUAUUAUUUCAAGGUGCAAACUGGUAUGCUAUUCUUCCCUUUUGAUAAUUUUAUCCCUAACCGGUCACAGUAAAAGUUCUUUAUAAUUUUCAUGUUUGUGAAAAGUUAAGAAAUUUAGAACUUAUAUCAUGUGAGCUGACAGAAGUAACGAACGAAAAUUGAAAAGUGUUACGAUUUUUUCGAGGAGAAGUGAUUGAGAACACUUAUAAUGCUUAUUGAUUUAAGGUAAUUCCUCAGUAUUGCAGUGCACAUCCUGAACUGCGCAUAGAAAUCUAAUACUCAUUCGAAUAAGUCCGCGCGCAUUCCGUGAACACGGUAAUGUUUUUCAAUAAAUGGACCAUUGGAAGAAAAGUGAUACAGCGGUCUUUAGCUCUUAAAUGAGCACAGUGACCUAUAUCUUUUAUUGCACAGUUUUGAUGUACAAAUUAUCCUCGUAAAGUAUGAGAAAUUAAAAACAAAUUCAUCUAAAAAUAUAUAUAUAGCUAAAAGUGUGCACGAAGCCCGUUAAUCGACGAUGCAAAUUAUUACCUUAAAAGCGGUGACUUCAGUUAAGGAACGUUUUGAGUCGAUGUCGUCUAAAAUUUCGGGAUUUUUCUACAAAUUUUGCAUCUGAUAUCGAUUUUCUAAAGUAAAUUCCACCUAUUAGUUUGACUCACAUAAUGAAGGAUUUCAUCUCAUACCUCAUUCAUAAAACUUGUUUAGUUAAACCGGGUUUAUCUGAAUUAAUAAUAUACAUGAAAACAUU
This is a messenger RNA of Stylophora pistillata, 4552 nucleotides long. RefSeq lists its product as uncharacterized. Lineage: Eukaryota; Metazoa; Cnidaria; Anthozoa; Scleractinia; Pocilloporidae. The record is from RefSeq and is a predicted model, not a curated record. Gene Ontology annotation, molecular function: ATP hydrolysis activity; protein binding.